This is a messenger RNA of Callorhinus ursinus (northern fur seal), 2687 nucleotides long. The record is from RefSeq and is a predicted model, not a curated record. NCBI's taxonomy places the organism in Eukaryota, Metazoa, Chordata, Mammalia, Carnivora, Otariidae.
AUGAGCUCCGGCCAGCAGCAGCCGCCGCCACCGCGGAGGGUCACCAAUGUGGGGUCCUUGCUGCUCACCCCGCAGGAGAAUGAGUCUCUCUUCACCUUCCUCGGCAAGAAAUGUGUGACUAUGUCUUCAGCAGUGGUACAGUUAUAUGCAGCAGAUCGUAACUGUAUGUGGUCAAAGAAGUGCAGCGGUGUCGCUUGUCUUGUUAAGGACAAUCCACAGAGAUCUUAUUUUUUAAGAAUAUUUGAUAUUAAGGAUGGGAAACUAUUGUGGGAACAAGAGCUAUACAAUAACUUUGUAUAUAAUAGUCCUAGAGGAUAUUUUCAUACCUUUGCUGGAGAUACUUGUCAAGUUGCUCUUAAUUUUGCCAAUGAAGAAGAAGCAAAAAAAUUCCGAAAAGCAGUUACAGACUUAUUGGGCCGGCGACAAAGGAAAUCUGAAAAGAGACGAGACCCCCCAAAUGGUCCUAAUCUACCCAUGGCAACAGUUGACAUAAAAAAUCCAGAAAUCACAACCAAUAGAUUUUAUGGUCCACAAGUCAACAAUAUCUCCCAUACCAAAGAAAAGAAAAAAGGAAAAGCUAAAAAGAAGAGAUUAACCAAGGCAGAUAUUGGAACACCAAGCAAUUUCCAGCACAUUGGACAUGUUGGUUGGGAUCCGAAUACUGGCUUUGAUCUGAAUAAUUUGGAUCCAGAAUUGAAGAAUCUUUUUGAUAUGUGUGGAAUCUCAGAGGCACAACUUAAAGACCGAGAAACAUCAAAAGUUAUAUAUGACUUCAUUGAAAAAACAGGAGGUGUAGAAGCUGUUAAAAAUGAACUAAGAAGGCAAGCACCACCUCCUCCACCACCAUCUAGGGGAGGGCCGCCUCCCCCUCCGCCCCCUCCGCAUAGCUCAGGCCCUCCCCCCCCCCCUGCCAGGGGGAGAGGUGCGCCUCCUCCACCACCGUCUAGAGCUCCCACAGCUGCACCUCCACCACCGCCUCCGUCCAGGCCAGGUGUGGGAGUCCCUCCACCGCCGCCAAAUAGGAUGUACCCUCCUCCACCUCCAGCCCUGCCCUCUUCAGCACCGGCAGGGCCUCCGCCACCACCUCCGCCUCUGUCGUUGGCGGGGUCAGCAGCACCGCCCCCGCCCCCACCCCCACCCCCUCCACCGGGGCCACCACCUCCCCCUGGCCUCCCUUCUGAUGGUGACCAUCAAGUUCCAACUCCUGCAGGAAACAAAGCAGCUCUUUUAGAUCAAAUUAGAGAGGGUGCUCAGCUAAAAAAAGUGGAACAAAACAGUCGACCGGUAUCCUGCUCUGGAAGGGAUGCACUUUUAGACCAGAUACGACAGGGUAUUCAGCUGAAAUCUGUAUCUGAUGGCCAAGAGUCUACACCACCAACACCUGCACCCACUUCAGGAAUUGUGGGUGCAUUAAUGGAAGUGAUGCAGAAAAGGAGCAAAGCCAUUCAUUCUUCAGAUGAAGAUGAGGAUGAAGAUGACGAAGAAGAUUUUGAGGAUGAUGAUGAAUGGGAAGACUGAUCUAUAUAUUAUAUAUAUAUAUAUAUAUUUUUAAGGUGAAAUACUAAACACUACUUUCUGUCUAUGGAUUCUGUAAAAUUAUCAUGUAAAUGUUCUACCAAUUUGCUGUAUAUUUUUGUUGCCUUUUUUGCUUUUUUUUUAUUAAUCUGUGCAAUACCUCAUUUAAUCUGUAAAGGUUUGUCAAAAUCCUCUACAAAGCUACUCCCUGUUAUUGUGUGCAAGUUUACACCAGGAUGCUCACUUAAUUUGUGAAUAUUUUUCAUUCCAUCAACAAGGGAGUUUAAAUAUUAUUUGUGAGACUGACAAAAACCUUAAUGUAAUUUAGUUAUAAUGCCAGAAGGAAAAACACUAUUUUCAUACCCUACUUUUUCUGUACCUAAAUUUUCUUAUUAAAAUCUAGUGUAGCACUACAUUCUUUUUUAAGUGAUACAGACCUUAGUUUAUUUAGCCCCUUCAUUUUGAACACCAUGCUACAUGAAUGUUGAAGCUGACACAUUGCACAGUUCUCUAGACAUCACUACACUGAGGCAUUUUCUCAAGUUGUAGCAGUAUGCUCUGCAUAAUGUCACUACAGAGACGCUAGUUGGGAAAAUCAGUAACACACCUCUUAGAACAAUAUUGCCUGUUCUUGUACAGAAGUGGUAUUUGGAGGCUGGAAUCAUAAGGAGACCUUGCAUACCUGUACUUGUCUGAGAUUAUUUUUAUGCUAUAGCAAAUGUGUCAGGCUCUUUUUAGCAAAAAUUUAAAAAUAUUUUUGGUAUUACUCUUAAACAGUUUAAGUUUUUGCAGUUUGGGGGAUUCUAGGGCUAAUAUUCUACUUGAACUGAAGGAGGCUGUACAUUAUGGUUACUUCAGUAUCUGGUUAAAUACACUAUAAAAAUUAGAACAUUAUAAAAAUGAUGUGGAAUUAUUUUUAUUGUGUAGUCUGUGUGGAUUGAGGUAUUCAGAAAUACCAGCCAUACAAAUCGAAUCUAGCUGGCAAAGGUCAACGCUGUAAUGCUGAACCUAUUAACGCUAUUUAAAAUUUUUUUUAUAAUUUGUCAAGGUUUUUGUCAAAUGUCAGGUGAAGGGUUACAUUUUUCUUAAAAGAUUGGUGGUCCCAGUGUCAUAUUUCUUGAAACACAUAACUGAAUGAUAGAUUCUUUUUUUUAAAUAAAACUUUACAACCU